AUGUCGUUGCCAUCGACGAGCAUAACCAGACACCAGCUAGUCACAGCUCUUGGCUCGAAGGCCCCCACAUACUGGGAAAUUUUAAAAGAAUACUUGGCCGCGCGAAUAUCGCGCACAGAAUUUGAUGAGCAGAUCAAGGACCUCUUGGAUACCACACAUCUCGUUCAACUACAUAACUCCUUAAUUGUAUCGUUGUUUGAUACCUCAGCACAUCUUGCACCUCCGACUCCACCUCCAGACGUUCCUAAGCCACCACCCCGCAAACGCCGCCGCACGCUACCAUACCAGGGAUCUGACAGUACAGACACGAUCACACUUAGAUCAAAUCGGUUGAAGAAAUGGACUGUGAGUCUGGGGAGGCGGGAGCGAGACCGGGUGAGACAUCUCGAGUCUUGCGCUGGGCCGUUGGACGCACCCUCCCAAUACAGGGACGAGAUCGCCGCCGAGCGAGGGAUGCAAGUUCUUUCUGAACGAGGAGAUCCACCCGGAACUCGACUACCUCUGCAUCUUGCGUCAGUGUCACGCGGCUUUACUUUACAACAUAUUUCGGACCGCAUUACACUGAUCUCAGCGCAGCAUAACCUUAGCGCACCUUCAAAGGUCGUAUCUUCUUUAAUGAUGCUAGCGUUCGAGGCGAAGUUGAAGCAGCUUAUUAGCCAAGCGCUAGCACUCACGUCCACCUCACAUGCAAUUACCUCUAUCCGUACAUCGUCACGAACGAGCAACAACUACAUUCUUUCCGCAUCCUCAUUUGAUGCCCUGUUCACCUUAUCUCCCGCGGUGCUUCCGAACAAGUCGGCGGCAGCUAUGCGGAUGGCUCUGGGCGACAACGACACGUACGAAGAUGACAUCCCGUUGAAGGAUCGUGAUAUGAAUGACCGUCGAUGGCAGCUGCUUGCGCUGUUGAGCGAGCGCAGUGCGGUCAAGGAGACGCUACGGACAUUGGCGUGA
Fibroporia radiculosa is the source of this 951-nucleotide messenger RNA. RefSeq lists its product as uncharacterized. Bases 1 to 951 code for a protein of 316 amino acids. Gene Ontology annotation, molecular function: transcription coactivator activity. The transcript is spliced from 4 exons. NCBI's taxonomy places the organism in Eukaryota, Fungi, Basidiomycota, Agaricomycetes, Polyporales, Fibroporiaceae. The record is from RefSeq and is a predicted model, not a curated record. Gene Ontology annotation, cellular component: SAGA complex. Gene Ontology annotation, biological process: regulation of transcription by RNA polymerase II.